Saccostrea echinata is the source of this 933-nucleotide messenger RNA. Its product is annotated as histone lysine acetyltransferase CREBBP-like. Gene Ontology annotation, biological process: positive regulation of transcription by RNA polymerase II. Gene Ontology annotation, cellular component: histone acetyltransferase complex; transcription regulator complex. Lineage: Eukaryota; Metazoa; Mollusca; Bivalvia; Ostreida; Ostreidae. The record is from RefSeq and is a predicted model, not a curated record. The transcript is spliced from 3 exons. The coding region runs from base 42 to 437 and encodes 131 amino acids. Gene Ontology annotation, molecular function: chromatin DNA binding; transcription coactivator activity; histone acetyltransferase activity.
GUUUGGUUCUUGAAUAAAAUACAACCACAAAAAGACUGAAGAUGAGUCAACAGCCACCAACUGCUGACCUAGAAAAACGAAAACUUAUUCAACAACAAUUAGUGCUGUUACUACAUGCAAACAAGUGUCGGAGGCAUGAGCAGACCAAUGGAGAAGUGUGCUUCCUACCCCACUGUAGGACAAUGAAGAAUGUGCUAAAUCAUAUGACAACCUGUAAUGCAGGAAAGUCUUGUAAAGUUGCAUAUUGUGUGUCGUCCAGACAGAUUAUUACACAUUGGAAGUACUGUACUAGGAAUGAUUGUCCAGUGUGUUCUCCUAUAAAGUAUGUCCUGGAAAUAAACAGAACAGAACAGAAUCAAGCUACCAGUUAUCCUAGUGGUAGAGUGGGAUCUGCGACUGAUACAAGCAAUCUAACUUCACAACUUAACGAGGAGUGAUAGUCAGAUGAAGAGAGCAUAUACAUGCACAGCAAAUGUUUAGGAAUGGACAAGUCUACUCUUUUUUGUUUUUUUUUUCUUUAAAAAAUAUACGAAGGAUGUUAGAAAAGUUCGCGGACACGUUCAUUUACGGAAAAUGUAAUGUGUAUUUUGAUUGAUUGAUUGAUUGAUUAUUGUUGUUUUACGCCGAGUCGGCAAUAUUUCAGCCAUGUUUCGGCGGAAUGUGUAUUUUGAAGAAUGACGUAUGUCUGAUUAAUUUCUUAUCUUUUGUUUAUUAGUAUGUAAAAAGAUUAGGUUUAUUUACUAAAAGUUUGAAAAUUUACAAUGAUUUAUAUUGUGCGGUCAUAGGAUUCACGGAGCAAUCGCUUAACGUUAGGUGACGUGACAACCUAUUUCCAAAAUUGUUAAGCCUUUUCACAGUUCUAAAUAUCUUUCAUUUCUGUAGAUUUUUCAUGUUUUUUUUUUUACUUAAAAAUUAAAUAACUGUAUAAAGACA